This is a messenger RNA of Staurois parvus, 395 nucleotides long. Lineage: Eukaryota; Metazoa; Chordata; Amphibia; Anura; Ranidae. The record is from the annotation of a GenBank genome assembly.
GCCAUUGGCAGCUCAUGCGUGACACCUGCCGCUUGCUCAGGCCCUUUGAGGAGGCCACGCUAUUCGUGAGUCGGCAGGACUAUGGGAUGAACGACGUCAUUCCUCUGUUGCACGUCCUGGAACAAAUGCUGUUAACAAUGGCUGGUCAGGGUGCGGUAGACAUGGCGCACAGAUCUCAACGCCACAUGACCCCUGUGGGGGCAGGACAGGAAGAAGAGGAUGAGGGAGAAGAAAGAAGAAGAAGAAAGAGGAAGAAGAAGAAAGAAGAAGAAAGAGGAAGAAGAAGAAAGAAGAAGAAGAAAGAGGAAGAAGAAGAAAGAAGAAGAGGAAGAAAGAAAAAGAGGAAGAAGAAGAAAGAAGAAGGAGGAAGAAGAACAAUGAAGAAAGAAGAAGAA